Brachypodium distachyon (stiff brome) is the source of this 1942-nucleotide messenger RNA. Its product is annotated as protein transport protein Sec61 subunit alpha. Gene Ontology annotation, cellular component: Sec61 translocon complex; membrane. NCBI's taxonomy places the organism in Eukaryota, Viridiplantae, Streptophyta, Magnoliopsida, Poales, Poaceae. The record is from RefSeq and is a predicted model, not a curated record. Bases 163 to 1590 code for a protein of 475 amino acids. Gene Ontology annotation, molecular function: ribosome binding; signal sequence receptor activity; transmembrane protein transporter activity. Gene Ontology annotation, biological process: post-translational protein targeting to membrane, translocation; SRP-dependent cotranslational protein targeting to membrane, translocation. The transcript is spliced from 7 exons.
UCUGAAGUCCCCGCUAUUAAUUACCUCUUCUCCUCUGCCUCCUCUUUCUCUGUCACUUCUCAGAUCUCCCCCCGCUUCCUCCCUAGGGUUUCACGCCCUUGUCAGCCCGCAGCGAAGCUUCCGCUCACCUCGCCGGAGGCGGCAGUGGCAGCGGCCAGAACGAUGGCUGGCGGCUUUCGAGUACUGCAUCUGGUCAGGCCCUUUCUGGCUUUCUUGCCGGAAGUACAGAGUGCUGAUAGGAAGAUACCAUUUAGAGAAAAAGUGAUCUACACUGUUAUUUCUCUCUUCAUUUUCCUGGUGUGCAGCCAGCUCCCGCUCUAUGGCAUCCAUUCAACUACUGGAGCUGAUCCUUUCUACUGGAUGCGUGUUAUUCUUGCAUCAAACCGUGGUACUGUCAUGGAGCUGGGUAUUACUCCAAUUGUGACAUCUGGAAUGGUUAUGCAACUUCUAGUGGGAUCGAAGAUUAUUGAAGUUGAUAACAGUGUGAGAGAGGAUCGUGCUCUUCUGAAUGGUGCACAAAAGUUGCUUGGUAUUCUGAUUGCUAUCGGCGAAGCUGUGGCAUAUGUUCUUUCAGGAAUGUAUGGUAGUGUGAGCCAACUUGGAACUGGAAAUGCUAUUCUCAUUAUACUUCAGCUUUUCUUCGCUGGCAUCAUUGUCAUCUGUCUAGAUGAACUUCUCCAGAAAGGCUAUGGUUUGGGUUCUGGUAUUUCUCUGUUCAUUGCUACCAAUAUCUGUGAGAAUAUCAUCUGGAAGGCCUUUAGCCCCACAACCAUCAAUAGUGGACGUGGUGCGGAAUUUGAAGGAGCUGUCAUUGCAUUGUUCCAUCUGUUGAUUACUCGAUCUGACAAAGUCCGUGCCCUUCGAGAGGCUUUCUACCGUCAGAAUUUGCCAAAUGUGACCAAUUUACUUGCUACUGUAUUGGUCUUUCUCAUAGUUAUCUAUUUCCAAGGCUUCCGUGUUGUCCUUCCAGUGAGAUCAAAGAAUGCUCGUGGGCAGCAAGGCUCAUAUCCAAUUAAACUAUUCUACACUUCGAACAUGCCCAUCAUUCUGCACUCUGCACUGAUUACCAACCUAUAUUUCAUAUCCCAGCUUCUCUACAGGAAGUACAGUGGAAAUUUCCUGGUUAACCUUCUCGGUAUAUGGAAAGAAUCUGAGUAUUCUGGCCACUCUAUUCCUGUUGGUGGUCUUGCUUACUAUGUAACUGCACCAUCAAGUCUGGCUGAUAUUCUGGCGAAUCCUUUCCAUGCAUUGUUCUACGUGGUCUUCAUGCUGUCAGCAUGUGCACUCUUCUCAAAGACAUGGAUUGAAGUCUCCGGUUCAUCGGCUAAGGAUGUUGCUAAGCAGCUGAAGGAACAACAAAUGGUGAUGCCAGGCCACCGUGAGUCGAACUUGCAGAAGGAAUUGAACAGAUACAUCCCUACUGCUGCUGCAUUUGGUGGAGUAUGCAUUGGCGCACUGACUGUUCUGGCUGAUUUCAUGGGUGCAAUUGGUUCAGGAACUGGUAUACUGCUGGCUGUUACCAUUAUAUACCAAUACUUUGAGACCUUUGAGAAAGAAAGGGCGACCGAGCUUGGGUUCUUCGGGUUUUGAUAUCAUAGCUAAAGGAGCAUGGUAUGGCUACAGCUAAAUACUGCUUGGCCGGCUGUUUUGUAGUUGUAAGUGGAGAUCUUAAAUUCAGCUUAGAUUGCCCGAGUUAUUUACAACGAGAAAUCUGUAGACCCUGUUCAAGCAAGGGCAUGGCCAUCGUCUAUCGUCCUUCCGUAGCCUUCUCAUGUCUUUUGACUAUAGCAACUGGAUGUUUUGGAACGAAUUUAGUCAUCUGGAGCUUAAUAUAUGUUUCUUUUUGCUUGUGACAAUCCUCCGUAUUAAUCCAUCUGAUUCAUGUAACUGGUGGGGUAAAUCAUGUUUUUUCUCUGCGCUUGGAGAAAACUAAUUGCUGUCA